AUUUUGACAAGGUCUUUGAAAAAGCGGCGCGGCUAAUUCAAGAUGGCGGAGAUGGACCAGCUGUUAGACGAGAGCUCUUCAGCAGAGGCACUUGUCAGUCUAAAAGAGGGCAGUUUGUCCAACACUCUGAAUGAAAAGAACAGCUUCCCAAGAGCUCACAACACCAGGGGACGACAUUCCUCCCUCACAAUGGACACGCCCACACGGAGCUCAAAGAGGAGCCGUUUGUUUCGGGAGGAAGAUGAGCAGCCACAACAGCGUCUCCCCUCCAGAUCCCCUCGGAGGAGCCAGAGGGUCACCACCACACCACAGAAGUUUUCUAAUGUGGUGACACCAGAUAAAAAGGCAUCCCAGAAAAUAGGGCUGAGAUUAAGAAACCUCCUAAAGCUACCCAAAGCUCACAAAUGGUGCAUCUAUGAGUGGUUCUACUCCAAUAUUGACAGACCUCUUUUUGAGGGUGACAAUGAGUUCUGCCUGUGUCUCAAAGAGUCUUUCCCCAACUUAAAAACAAGAAAGCUGACAAGAGUUGAGUGGGGAACAAUCAGGAGACUGAUGGGAAAACCUCGACGGUGUUCAUCAGCAUUUUUUGCUGAAGAGCGAACAGCGCUGAGACAGAAGAGGCAGAAGAUGCGCCUGCUGCAGCAAAGAAAACUGUCUGACGUGUCGAACUGCAAAGACCUUCCUGAUGAAAUCCCCCUGCCUCUCAUCAUAGGAACCAAAGUCACUGCUCGACUCCGAGGUGUCCAUGAUGGGUUGUUCACUGGGCAGAUUGAUGCAGUGGACACCAGCGCUGCCACGUAUCGUGUCACCUUUGACCGCACUGGUCUGGGAACACACACUGUGCCUGACUAUGAAGUCUUGAGCAAUGAACCCAAUGAGACCAUGCCCAUUUCAGCCUUUGCCCAGAAGCACCGGACAACACGCUACAUGCAAAACCUCAUGACUCCACCCAGAGCGCCCUACCCGUCCGCUGCUACUCCUGUCCUUAUGGACAAUGACCCUCUUAUCAACCAGUCACCAUGGAGGAACAAACUGCCUGGUGCUGAGGGGGAUACUCUGGGAGGAUUUCCUGUCAAGUUCCUGGUCCAAGUGACGAGGCUGUCCAAAAUCCUCAUGAUCAAGAAAGAGCAUAUCAAGCACUUGAAAGAAAUGAACACAGAGGCAGAGAAACUGAAGUCGUACUCGAUGCCUAUUGACCUGGACUUCCAGAAACGAUAUGCGACCACAGUGCUUGAGCUGGAGCAGCUCAACAAAGAUCUCAAUAAGGUGCUGCAUGAAGUUCAGCAGUUUUGCUGUGAGCUCGCUCCAGAUCAGGGUAUGGUUCCAGCUGACCAUCCCACAGAGCUGCGGCGGCGUUGUGAAGAAGAGGCCCAGCAGAUGGUGCAGCUGAGUAACUCCCUGAAGGAUGGACAGCAGAGUGUGACAAACCCCAGCCUCACACACCUCAUCUCCCGCCUCACUGCUCUGCUCCUACAGAUCAAGUGUCUGGCAGAUGGAGGAGACCUGAAUUCAUUUGAGUUCAAAUCUCUAACAGACUCCCUUAAUGAUAUAAAGGCAUCAAUUGAUCCCUCCAACCUCAGUUGCUUCCAGAAUAAUGUUGAGAUCCAUGUGGCACACAUCCAGAGUGGCCUUAGUCAACUGGGCAAUCUGCAUGCGUUUGCUGCCAACAACACCAAUGCAGUCUGAGGACCUGCAUCGUCCUCACCACACACACAGGUGCAUGCACACCUACAAAUGUGUGGUCCAUUAAUACUGUCUUUUGAGAUGGUGCUUUCACCUGAACUGUCAAUAGACUGAACAAAAGCCUGCGUGGAUGUUGUGGACCACCUCUACACAAUCUGAAUUUGGAUGUCCCAGUGAAACGGCUCUGCCCAGGCUCCUGAUGCUUUGUGCUGAAGGGAGGGAGGAUGUCAGAAGUAUUUUACCCCCCCAUUUUAUUGUUUGAAAAUGUUUGUGCGCCCAAUUGAACACAAACCUGAAAGAGUCUUUCACUAUUCUAUUGCCACAAAUCCACUUCUCCAAACUUUCAAUGGUUAUUUAUUGGUUCAUUGUGCCAAACAUUGAUUCUUAGAGUUUUUAUAGUCCAUAUUUAUUUAUUUUUGAGUAGGUGUGUAUGGUUAUGAAACAAUAUUUUGCUAUCUCUAAAGUUUCCCCAGGUAAGUGUUGUGUUCUGUUGCUCCGCUGAUGGUAAGCACAGGGGAGGCUAAAGAAAUGUUUUAUAAAAUUGUUUAUUGUAGAUAAUUGUACAAUAUCUCUGAUUAUUAGGACUAUCGUCAACAUUUCUGCUGUGUAUUCAGAAAUGACUUUUGUAAUUUUGUGUGCACUGAAAAGAGAUUUUGGUAUUUUUAUAAAGGAGAACUCUGGGGUUUUGAUGCCUUUUACUCCCUAAGAUGAUCUUUGCAUUUCCACAUUUGGCAUGGCUGUUGCUGCAACCCCCACACUAAGCCUGCAUCACUGAUGUAACCCUGAAAAUUCAAGUCAACAGUUUUUUCCUAGAGAAUCUCCUUUUUCAGUUUUGUAAAGUUGUAUAUGAGAGUGCCUCAGGGCAAUUGUAUAUAAAUGUUUCCGUCUUUUUAUAUUAAACAUAAUAUUGCA
Molecule: messenger RNA, 2595 nt
Organism: Seriola dumerili (greater amberjack)
Lineage: Eukaryota; Metazoa; Chordata; Actinopteri; Carangiformes; Carangidae
Gene: lin9
Product: lin-9 DREAM MuvB core complex component
Exons: 15
Coding region: 43-1686 (547 amino acids)
Biological process (GO): regulation of transcription by RNA polymerase II; regulation of cell cycle; DNA-templated transcription
Cellular component (GO): transcription repressor complex; nucleoplasm
Molecular function (GO): DNA binding
Source: RefSeq, a predicted model, not a curated record